AUGAACAUUGCUUUGCGUCGUUACCUCGUCACUCUGCUCGUGGCAUGGAGCUCCGCGAAAACGGUGCGAGGAAUGGGCGUUUGCGAUGACUUCGCCAGGGACAGUGUUGGAAGUGACUGGGAACAGUCUGGACAAGCCACUGCUUUUAUUAGUGAUGAAGAAUUGAGGUGCGACAACGUGGACAUUUGCAUCGUUCGGUACGAAGCUCUUGAAUAUGCCACAGACGACCACCGAGCCCAAGUGGAUGUGAAAUUCAGUGUUGCUGAUGGCGCCACAAAUUUUCCAGCAGUUGCCAUCGUCCUUGGUCUUUCUACAGCGCCUGAGUCCGACUCCAAUGCUCUAUGGGUGGAGAUCCGGGAUUUGGCAAAUAUCAUCCUUGUCCCCGACAUUCCCAAUUUCAACAUUGAUACCACCACCUCGCUUGGCAUUGCUACCGACGAUCUCAAUACUGAGUUUACGAUGGAGGCUCAAGUUGAUGCAACAGGCAGUGUCCAAGUGACUCUCUCCAACUUUGCAAGCGGAUCCCAGAUGGGCAACACGCUUACAUACGAUGUCGGAACGAUCACAACUACUCAAUAUCAAAGCCUGGGGCACGAGGCUGGGCUGGCCAUGUUUCGAGGUGAUUCUGAUAACACUGUCGCCAUUGAUAAUUUUCGCCACUCUGGAUGUUCCACGUCGGCGCCUUCUGAUUCCCCAACCUCACCUGCCCCUACAUCAAGGCCACCAACAUGGACACCUACAACACUUGCUCCAACUAAUCUUCCAUCGCGUCCCCCAACGUCAUCGCCACCAACAUCGACACCUACUCGUCGCAUCACACCAGCUCCAACAGUCAGUUCGCCUCCUCCAACCGCUAGUUCACAACCGAGUGCUCAACCUACCGAAACACCUUUCUGUGGCGACGGCAUUUUGAACCUGGAAGAAGAUUGUGAUGGUUCUGACUUUGCUGACACUUCCUGCACAUCCUUGGGGUUCUCUGGAGGUACAUUGCAUUGUGAUAGUUUCUGUAAUCUGGACACAAGCCACUGCAAUACUUGCGGGGAUGGAGUCGCACAAUUCAGCGAAGUGUGCGACGGCUCCGAUCUGCGUGGUAUGAACUGUUCCUCAUUUGGCUUUGACGAUGAUGCUUCGCUUGCAUGCACUAGCGCCUGUCAGUUCGAUAUAAGUGGCUGCUCAACAUGCGGAGAUGGACUCAUUUCAGGAGAGGAAACUUGUGAAGGAGAAAACCUCAACGACGCAACUUGUGAAUCCCUGGGCUACUACAGUGGUGGGGCUCUGUCUUGCUCAAGCUCUUGUCAGUUUGAUACGUCUCAGUGUCUCAGCUGUGGUGAUGGCCUUGUGACGUACACGGAGGAGAGUUGUGACGGUUCAAAUCUUGGUGGCCAUUCCUGUGAAGACCUAGGUUUCUCCGGCGGGUCCUUAGCCUGCGAUGAUUCGUGCACGCUUGAUAUUAGCAAUUGCACUAUCUGCGGGAAUGCUGUUGUGGACAGCGACGGCGAGGAAUGCGACUAUCUUGAUCUCGGGGGGAAAGGCUGCGUGGACUUUGGCUUCUUUGGUGGAAUCUUGUCCUGCGAUUCUACAUGUUCCUUUGACACGAGCGGUUGCACCACAGAACCCCCUUCUGCAAUGCCAUCCAUUGCCCCGUCGAGCACCCCCAGUUUGAGACCCAGUGAACAUCCUUCAGUUGACCCGAGCGGAAACCCGAGCUUGCUCCCCUCUGCAGUUCCAACUGUUUCACCCGGACCCAGCGGGACCCCUUCGGCGGUACCAUCUUCUGAACCCUCAGUGCCCCCCUCAAGGUAUCCGACCGGUACACCAACCAGCACCCCCUCAUCUACGCCGUCUAGCACCCCCUCAUCUGCGCCGUCUAGCAGCCCCGCGCCAUCGUUUGAUCCCACCGCUGCUCCAACCGUCACAGCGUGGGCACAUGAUUUUGAUAGCUCCAACGGAGACUUUGUGUCGGGCCCAUAUCUGUUUGGAGGCACAAUCACAGACGAGCAGUAUGUUGUUGGAGAGACCAGCACUACGGGGUACGGUAGAGGCAGUGGCAACUCAGGGGCCAGGACUCGUUUGACAGGUCCAGGUUUGAGUUCCGUAGAUGAGUUGUCCUUUGGCUGGACAGUGACGUUCACGCUAAGCAGUGCCCUGGACGGGGCCAUUUUUAGCCUCGACUAUAAGAUGGCUUGGAAGGGCACCUAUACAAGCGGUGAUGUAGGUGAGGUAAUGGUGGACAUUGACGGCAGCACGACAGUUGUGGCUUCCAGCGACCAAGACAGUGUCAAUAAUUGGGCGACUGUGACGAUCAGCCUAGGAUCCUUGAGCAGUGGCAGUCAUACUCUAAAGAUUGGGGGCUACUACAUGACUGGCGCGACCUCGACCAAUGUAUUCCAAGUUCGAUUUGACAACCUCUCACUUUCAGGAGUAGAAGUCGCGGAGGAGGAGGCAGCAUAA
Molecule: messenger RNA, 2451 nt
Organism: Seminavis robusta
Lineage: Eukaryota; Bacillariophyta; Bacillariophyceae; Naviculales; Naviculaceae
Source: the annotation of a GenBank genome assembly